Molecule: messenger RNA, 1038 nt
Organism: Rhodofomes roseus
Lineage: Eukaryota; Fungi; Basidiomycota; Agaricomycetes; Polyporales; Fomitopsidaceae
Product: Nitroreductase-like protein
Exons: 4
Coding region: 138-860 (240 amino acids)
Biological process (GO): cellular response to oxidative stress
Source: RefSeq, a predicted model, not a curated record
GUCGUUCCCACGUUGAGAGGACCGCAACAAACAUCCAUGUUCCGCCUGUCUCCAGUAUUCGUCUGUGUAUUUGUCUCCGCACAGCCAUCGGGGCAUCUUAUAAGCCCGCGCGCGCAUAUAUAGGCUCGCCGCUGACCAUGUCGUUCAGCAGGACUUUCCGCACCGCAACCACCGUAUCCAGGACUCUCGCAGCCCGCCCCUCUAUCCCACUCCGAGCCGCCCUCCCUCGCACGCACGUACAGACCCGCACAAUGGCCUCCGCUACCACCUUCCUCGAGGCGAUCAAGAAGCGCCGCACCUACUACGCCCUCUCGAACAAGUCGACCGUCUCCGAUGCGCGCAUUGAGGAGAUCGUGAAGGAGAUUGUCCUCCACGUCCCGUCGUCGUUCAACUCGCAGAGCUCGCGCGUCGUCGUUCUCUUCAAGGCCGAGCACGAGAAGCUCUGGGACAUCACUAGCGAGGUCCUCAAGCCCAUCGUCCCCGAGCAGCAGUGGGCCACCACCGAGAAGAAGCUCGCGAGCUUCAAGGCGGGCUACGGCACUGUCCUCUUCUUCGAGGACCAGGUCCCCAUCCGCGAGCUCCAGAAGAACUUCGCCCUCUACCAGGAGUCCUUCCCCGUCUGGUCUGAGCACACCAGCGGCAUGAUCCAGUUCGCCACCUGGACUGCGCUCGAGCAGGAGGGCCUCGGUGCUUCGCUGCAGCACUACAACCCCCUUAUCGACCAGAAGGUCAAGGCGACCUGGAACAUCCCCGAGACGUGGAACCUCAUCGCAGAGCUUCCCUUCGGCGAGCCCGCCGGCCCUCACGGCGACAAGAGCUUCAAGCCCAUCGAAGAGCGCGUGAAGGUGUACGGCGCGUGAGCUUACGUGUUCUGGAGCAUGGCCUGAGAUGUAGAACGUAUGAUGUAUGGUAUAGAUCUCCGGCGGCGAAACGCAGUAAAUUAUAAUGUUGUAUCUGGGAUCCUAUUGCGUUGCUGUCUUCCACGACGCGCAGCGGCCGCGUGGGCAGACCAGGCCAGUGGACCAGGACAGGCACUGA